AUGUCCACCCCCAGAAAAAAGCUCAUUUUGAACACCGUCUCCGUUAACCUUGGCUGCGGAACCUGCAGAAGACUAAAGCUCCGUCACAUAUUCCACUCAAAGCCCAAGCCCAAGAACCAAAAGCACAAGCUUUACAAUCACUCUUCUUCAACUGAGGACAGAGACGACACUGCCACGAGCAGCACCACCAACACCUCUGCCACCACAUUCUCUCCUCACUACGACUCCUCGCAGUUGUGUGUGAGAGGGUUCGGAAGAGUUGGAAGCGAAGGCGUGGCUGUGGAGAAAGAUUCCGAUGACCCUUAUGUGGAUUUCAGACAUUCGAUGCUUCAAAUGAUAUUGGAGAAUGAGAUUUACUCUAAGGAUGAUCUUAGAGACCUUCUUAACUGUUUUCUUCAGCUUAAUUCUCCGCAUCAUCAUGGGGUUAUUGUCAAGGCUUUCACUGAGAUCUGGAAUGGGGUCUUCUCUGCUUCCCGUAAGUCACGUGACUUCUAG
Abrus precatorius (Indian licorice) is the source of this 495-nucleotide messenger RNA. Its product is annotated as transcription repressor OFP6-like. The record is from RefSeq and is a predicted model, not a curated record. NCBI's taxonomy places the organism in Eukaryota, Viridiplantae, Streptophyta, Magnoliopsida, Fabales, Fabaceae. The transcript has a single exon. The coding region runs from base 1 to 495 and encodes 164 amino acids. Gene Ontology annotation, biological process: negative regulation of DNA-templated transcription.